CUUGCCUUCUCACAAGGGCCCCAGCUCGAAGGAUGCUGGGUGGGGCUAGGCUAGCUGCUAGCACAGGCUGGCUGGCGGCUGGGGACUGUUCAGUGCUUCUACUGGGGAAGAACAGAGCGUAAGAUGGAGCAGGGAAAGCAUCUGGCUGGCCUCAUCCUGGCUAUUACUCUUCUUCAAGGUACCAUGGCCCAGUUGAAAGAAGGAAAACAUUCAGUGCACUUGGAUGACAACCGAGAAGAUGGUUCAGUACUUCUGACUUGUGGUUUGCCUGACAAAAAUAUCAGAUGGUUUAAAGAUGGGAAGGAAAUAUGUUCUCUAAAUAUCAGUAGAAGUACUUGUAAUCUGGGAAGUAGUACCAAGGACCCUCGAGGGAUAUAUUGGUGUGAAGGAUCAAAGGAGAAUUCAAAACGACUCCAAGUAUAUUAUAGAAUGUGUCAGAACUGCAUUGAGCUGAAUUCAGCCACUGUGUCUGGUUUUAUCUUCACUGAAAUCAUCAGCCUUUUUUUCCUUGCUGUUGGGGUCUACUUCAUUGCUGGACAGGAUGGAGUUCGCCAGUCAAGAGCUUCAGACAAGCAGACACUGUUAUCCAAUGACCAACUUUAUCAGCCCCUUAAGGAUCGGGAAGAUGACCAAUAUAGCCACCUUCAAGGAAACCAUUCGAGGAAGAAUUGAGCCCAAGACUCAUAGUAGAUUUGCCUUUUUUGGACAAAUGGAGUCAUGCAAUACGCCGCUGCAGACAUUCUCAUUCAAGUCUUUGAGUGAACAUAUGUUUUCAUUUACCUGGGUUGAUAUCUAGGAGUGAAGAAUUGCUGAAUUGUAUGGUAAAUUUAUGCAUAAUAUUUUAAGAAACUGCCAGAGUGUUUUCCAAACUGAUCUUUUUACAUUUUCACGAGUGAUAGAUGAAUGAGGGUUCUUGCUGCGCUGCAUCCUCACAAAUAUUUGUUAUCUUUUUUAGUAUAGUCAUUAAAGUGGAUAUAAAAUAGUA
Messenger RNA from Phacochoerus africanus (Common warthog), 985 nucleotides. Its product is annotated as T-cell surface glycoprotein CD3 gamma chain. Lineage: Eukaryota; Metazoa; Chordata; Mammalia; Artiodactyla; Suidae. The transcript has 7 exons. Gene Ontology annotation, molecular function: transmembrane signaling receptor activity. Gene Ontology annotation, biological process: positive thymic T cell selection; cell surface receptor signaling pathway. The record is from RefSeq and is a predicted model, not a curated record. The coding region runs from base 124 to 672 and encodes 182 amino acids. Gene Ontology annotation, cellular component: external side of plasma membrane; alpha-beta T cell receptor complex; membrane.